Molecule: messenger RNA, 2951 nt
Organism: Cherax quadricarinatus
Lineage: Eukaryota; Metazoa; Arthropoda; Malacostraca; Decapoda; Parastacidae
Source: RefSeq, a predicted model, not a curated record
CUCCUGAGGUGAUUAACUUUGAACCAAUCAGCCUUUCAACUGAUAUGUGGGCUGUUGGCGUACUCACGUAUGUUUUUCUAACUGGCUGUACACCAUUUGGAGGAGACACUGACCAGGAAACAUUUGUCAAUAUCACUCAAGGUGAAUUUGAUUUUCCUGAAGAAUUAUUUGCAGACAUCUCUGAUCAAGCAAAAGACUUCAUCUGUGGCCUUCUUGUCAAAAAGCCAAGUGACAGAAUGACAGUAGAUGAUUGCCUUAACCACACAUGGAUGUCUACACCUUUGCCUCCAUUGCGUCCGUCCAUCAUUGCAGAAUCAUAUGAAACACAAGAGGAAGAGCCAACAAAUUACCAUAAUGUUUUCGAUGCCCAUGAUUAUCGUUCACCAUAUCCUGCUCCUAACGAACAUUUAUAUCCAUUACCCGAAGCCGACCAUGCAGACUCAGCAUAUUCAAGUGACUCAAGCAGCAGCCCAACAUUUACAGAGGGCUACAGCACCCUGGUUGUUCCACCACUCUGUCACUGUACUAUCCCUGAAGAACAGCAGCAACAACUUCAACAGCAGCAGCAACAUCAGCAAAAGCAGAAUAGACAGCAAAUGCCAUUGAGCAGCAUUUCUACUCUGACACGACGGAAAUCUAGCAAAGGUAACCAUCUCAGUGUUGAUAUGGAGGAGACAUUACGAUCUCUUCGCCACCAUCAGCCUAUACGUGCCACUAGGCGUGCAUCUCUUGUCUUAGAUGAUCCUCGUUACCUUCACGAAGCUGCACGACAAUUUCAUGAUGUUGUCAGACCGCUGGCUGAAACCCAACGACCAUUAGUUGAAGAGGGUAUUCUUACACGGGACUCUGAUGUAGAUAGUGGAGUAUCCUGCCAUGACUGUGAAGAAUCACGUGUUGAAAGUCAAAGAUUAUGUCACUCGGAUUCAUAUGAUGGUGGAGAUGCGGCCAGUGUUGUAUCCUGGGAUGACUAUGCUGAUCUAGGUGGACGUAGGCCUUCUCUCACUCAGAUUGAUCCAGCUACCUUAUGUUCAGUUGCAAAACCGUGGGAGAAAUUAUGUAAUGGGUCUGUGUCACGAGCAAUAACACAACUUACUGUGAAAAAAGUUCCCAAAAAUUCUGAAUUAAGAAGCUCUAAGGCUGAUCUCAGAGGCUCUAAAGUUGACCUUAGAGGGUCACGAAAUGAUCUUUGCACAUCAAAGUCAGACUUAAGGGCAUCUAAAUCUGAUCUAAGAGCAUCAAAAUCAGAUCUGAGGGCUUCAAAAUCUGAUUUAAGGUCUUCAAAAUCAGAUAUACGAGCCUCUAAAUCUGAUCUGAGGGCUUCUAAAGCUGAUUUAAGAGCAUCAAGACAAGACCUUCGAGCAUCAAAACCUGAUCUUCGAGCCUCGAGGUCUGACCUUCGAGCUUCAAAAUCAGACUUACGUGCUUCAAAGUCAGAUUUAAGAGCAUCCAAAAGUGAAUUGCGAGCCUCCAGAACAGAUCUACGAGGAUCGAGGACAAAUCUCACACUUUCUAGGCUGGACCUUGCUCAUGAAACUUUAGAUGAUGAGUGUGUGUUGGAGGAUGAAGCUGAGGAUGUGCUACACUGUGACCUUACAUUACCCAGACACGGCAAUAUUGACAGAUCAGCACUUGCCCAUUUUAUUCGUGGUAAUUCCUUGCAUAUGAGCAUCCGGGUGCCCAAGCAUAGGGACAUGAACAUUUGAUGAUACUUACAUCUUAUGAAGUCCCUCCAUUUGUACUUAACAUACGAUGAUGCUAAUGUGUUCUAGUCAUAACUUAUGUAGAAAGUGAGGAGUGAAAAGUAUAUUUAGCUGAAAUAUGGUCCAUGCUACUGUCUGAAUGAUUGAUAGACUGCAAGACCAUCAGUCUUGGGGUUUUGUAAAUGAUGUAUGAUAUAUUAUGAAUAGAUUUAAUUUUUUAUCCCAAAGUCAUUGUCACCAAAGGCAAGCAGAUUAAAGUUGCUACUUCUGACUGUGCAAGUGACUGCGAUGGAGGUGAUCAUGUUUGUGUUCUCAAGCAGAUGGUCGAAGAAGAAAGUUUCAUUCUACGAGUGUACUUUUUUCUUUUAUGAUGACACUGUGAUGAACCCACAUGCUGCUGUUAUUGGAUGUAUCAGAUGAAAAUGUGUUAUUGAUAAUUGGAAGGCUUAUUUGCCUCCUUUGUUCUGCAGAUCUCUAAAAUAUUACUAUAACUGACUCCUCCAUAUUAGAUGAAAUAAGUACAGUACAGUAUAAUGCAGUAAAUAUAACACAUGAGAAGUAGAGACACCAGUCAUAGCAUAAUUUUCCUUUUUAAAAUGCAUUUGAUAGUUAAUUUUAUUAUAAAUGUUUUUACUAAUCAUGUUAAACAGAGGCUAUCUAUCUUAAGAUUUAUGUUCUCUGGACUUAAACUACCCAACUAUGCUGUCAUACUAUACUAGGUCUAUCAACCUUUACUGGUAUGUCAAACUAAACCUCCUCUCUAAAGCAUUAUGACCUAGCAUACCACAAUAUGCCUAUGAAAGCACUGUAGUGACCUCUACUGGCAUCCCACAUUAAGCCUCCAUCUGAAAUGCUGUAAUAUAAUGAGAAUUAUCAUUUUCAAGAAGUAACAUUUCCAAGAAAACAUUCCUCGUUUGGCCGAUACAUUAUUUUUAUUGAGAAAAUUGUUGAAAUACUUGUAGAUGUUAAUUUAAACCUUAUUGUAGUCUACAAAGCAAAAGAUUGUCUGUAGCAAGAGAUUGUCUGUUUGUAUGUGGUAAUGAUUGUGUUGAGAAGUGAAAUACAUUAAUGAGACAAGUAGAGAUUCAAGAUCAGUCUUGGCACAUUAAAAUUCACUCAUUCACAUGAAAUAUGCAGGUGCUAUUGUAAUUAACAUUAUAAUUCUAUAUUUUUCUGUGUUUAUCUUGAUCUUCUAUUUAUAAGUUUUACUUCCAAAUACUUGUAUGGCUUCAUCAUAAACAUACAUUCUUU